Messenger RNA from Priapulus caudatus, 2658 nucleotides. Its product is annotated as DNA primase small subunit-like. Gene Ontology annotation, cellular component: alpha DNA polymerase:primase complex. Gene Ontology annotation, biological process: DNA replication, synthesis of primer. NCBI's taxonomy places the organism in Eukaryota, Metazoa, Priapulida, Priapulimorpha, Priapulimorphida, Priapulidae. Bases 84 to 1337 code for a protein of 417 amino acids. The record is from RefSeq and is a predicted model, not a curated record. The transcript is spliced from 12 exons.
GCGAAAUUGUAAAGCGUCAAAGAUUUUGCACAAGGUUUUGCGUUUCCUGUUUUUUUUCAUUUUAUACUAAUUUUGUGUACGUGAUGGAUGACGAGCACAGCAAAUAUGAUCCAGCAAUUUUACCGGAUUAUCUACCUAUCUAUUACAGAAGAUUGUUUCCAUAUAAAGAAUACUUUCGUUGGUUGAGUUAUGGGAAUGCGAAUGGCCUUGUAUCAAAGUCAACUUUUCAAAAUCGAGAAUUUUCCUUCACGCUGAAAGAUGACAUCUACAUUCGUUACCAAUCAUUUGCGGACCAAGCUGAACUGGAAAAAGAGAUAAUCAAGCGAUGUCCAUACAAGAUUGACAUAGGAGCUGUAUAUACAUCCAAGCCAAAAGACAGGUCACCUGCUAUAACCCUAACACCAGUAGAGAAGGAACUUGUAUUUGAUAUAGACAUGACAGAUUAUGAUGAUGUGCGGACAUGUUGCAGUGGAGCAGAUAUAUGUCAUAAGUGCUGGCCCUUUAUGACACUUGCAAUCAAAGUAAUUGACCGUGCUUUGAAAGAUGAUUUCGGCUUCCAGCAUCGACUGUGGGUGUAUUCGGGGCGUAGAGGUGUCCAUUGCUGGGUCUGCGAUGAGGAAGCGCGUAAGCUGUCUGUGAGCGCUCGGUCAGCAGUAGCCGAGUAUCUAACACUCAUAAAGGGUGGGAAUACAGGAAAAAAGUUCACUUUGUAUGAAAAUGUUCAUCCAUUAAUUCAAGAGUCCUACACAUUGAUCAAGAAAGGAUUCCUUGAUUUGGCUAUAGUUAAACAAGACUUCCUGGGAAGCAAAGUGGAAUGCAACAAAUUUCUCAAGUUCAUCGUAGAUGAUGGUCUAAGAAAAUUGUUAGAAGCAGAGUUUGAGAGCUUGGACACAAGUAAGCAGCGAUGGGCUUCAGCUGUCAAUGUAGUUCGCACUACACUGGAGCAGGGGUCUCUGAAAAGGAAUGGUAGGCACUGCAUUGAGGAGGUCAUGCUGUCCUUCUGCUAUCCAAGGCUUGACAUUAACGUUACUAAAGGUCUUAACCAUCUGCUGAAGAGUCCUUUCUGCAUACACCCAAAAACAGGAAGAGUGUGUGUCCCCAUCGAUCCGGAAGAUGCUGACAGCUUCGAUCCAUUUACCGUUCCCACCAUCAGCCAGCUAGUUGAUGAAUUCAAUGAAUAUGAAGAAAAGAAUAAGGGAAGCGGUGACACCGUGAGAGAUGUAAAGAAAACUAGUCUGCAGAAGAGCCUAAAAAUAUUUGAGAAGUUCUUGCGGAAACUGGAGGCAUCUUGGACGAGCAAAAAGAUAGAGCAAAAUGAGGCAACGAUGGAGUUUUGAUAUGGUUUCUAUAGACUGAUAGAGGCUCCUUUGCUCCAUGCUGCUGCCUUAUUGAUGUCAAGGAGGGAGGGAAGCUUGUGCUUUCUGCUGAUGGCACAACCUUGCGUGCGAGAAACCAUGCUGCAGUAGUUCAACAUUGACUGAUAUAUGGGCAGGAAAUUUUUUUCACUGCCAUUUAUCAAAUUGUUGGAUAUUUACAUUGGGUUUUCCCCCGUAUGUGGGUGUAUAGCGCUCGCGGUCAUUGUGUUGUAUAUGAUUUUAUGUGUGAUUGAAUGCAUUUCACAUGUCUCAGUAUGCUCUGCAGUCAGUAUAGGUCUCCACAUGACUCUGCACUCUGUGUGUUUUCAGGUGCAUGUCUUUGUUACUCUCUAUGUCACCACAUAUUUCUGCAUUCGCUCCACGCAUCUCUGCCCUCGGUACAUCUUUUCGUAGAUCUGUUCUUUGUGUGUCUCUGCAUCUCUCUGUAUAUUAUCUGUGUCCACGCUUUGUGCUCUCAAUGUCUGAGCGCUGUAUGUAUAUAUAUAUACACUCUGCCCUGUGCUAAUUUUGUGCAUUUGCCUCUGCACUCUGGGCAUUAUUGAUGCAGUGUGUGCAUCUCCGAAAUGUGUAUUUCUGGCAUCUUUGUGAAUGUGUCUCUCACACAUGACAAGUUUGCGCGUAUGUAAUCAUCAGUGGUGCAGAGUUUCUAAUCUCCUUGUUGGCAGGCCAGCAAUGCACAGAGAAACCGUGAAGCGUGCAGCCGAUGUAGUUUACAGAUUGGGGAAUAAUGUAGCGCAAAAACUCACGAUUGUAUUAUAAAAUGCUUGUGCUUUAAACACGUGGUAUAGACGCCCUUGAGAAUAAUCCAUUUAAUUAUCCAUAAUAUUUGGUGUGGAUAUGUAUAGACCUGUAUAGAGUGAAAAUAAUAGCGAAAUGGCUGUUUAACUAUUUUUAUCUGUAACGGUUGCUUUUUUCAGCAUGUACACACCGUCAAAUAUCUUCAGUCACGACUUUGCAAUUCAUCUAAGUCAUUGUGUUCUAAUAACGCCAUCAACCUAUAUAUGAAUUCAAUAUAUGCGUUUCCUCACGUCAAUAGUAAUAAUAUUGUGUUAUAGUAUUUCGUUCUUUGCCACCAGGUGGCGUUAGACGGGUAUUAUUCACUUUUACUUUUACCUGGCCAAUUUGUAUGUAGGAACAGUUGAGGAUUCAAUUUAGUUUUUAAUGAACUGGCUUAACGUACACAUGGAUUCUCUGAACGUCUUUAUAUACAUUGUUGUAACUUGUAUACUUUCCAACAAAAAUUGUGUGGUGUAAAUAUGAAAUGAAAAGGUGGUUAAUUUUG